This is a messenger RNA of Archocentrus centrarchus (flier cichlid), 2657 nucleotides long. Its product is annotated as protocadherin beta-16-like. The transcript has a single exon. The coding region runs from base 240 to 2657 and encodes 805 amino acids. NCBI's taxonomy places the organism in Eukaryota, Metazoa, Chordata, Actinopteri, Cichliformes, Cichlidae. Gene Ontology annotation, biological process: homophilic cell-cell adhesion. Gene Ontology annotation, molecular function: calcium ion binding. Gene Ontology annotation, cellular component: plasma membrane. The record is from RefSeq and is a predicted model, not a curated record.
CUGUUGACCACAUUGUAAAGAACUGACAGUAGGGUUAUAACAACACCUCCCAUGUAACAUCGGCGUAAUGAAGAAAGAGCAGAACGACAAAGAAGGGCCACUCCAGACAUGCACAGCAUUUGGAAAAAACGCGUCGAACUUUGUGAUACAUUUUCUCAGGUGUGGAUUAUAAAGGCGCGAAAUUACUUUUAAUGUUAAAAACGGAUUCGUUUUAUGGGAUGUUAAUACAGUGAACGCCUAUGGAAAAAUCGCAUACAACAAUGGCAAGGCAAGCACUGCUGUUUAUCUGUAUCCUCUCCGUCGGCUCGGUCCUAGGCCAAGUCAGCUACACAAUACCAGAAGAAAUGACCAAAGGAUCGUUAGUCGGUAAUAUAGCACAGGAUUUGGGAUUAAAGAUCAAACGUUUGACUUCAGGUAAGGCUCAAAUUUAUACCCGAGACAACGACCAGUACAUUGAGCUGAACAGAGAAAGAGGAGUCCUCCUCGUUAAAGAGAGGAUCGACAGAGAAUCGCUAUGCAGACAGACGACGCCGUGUGCUUUACAUUUUCAGAUCAUUUUGGAGAAUCCAAUGGAAUUUUACAGUGUUACAGUUCAAAUCACAGAUAUUAAUGAUAAUGCACCUACUUUUAAAAAAAGUGAAAAAAAAUUCAAGAUUAGCGAGUCAACGCACAUCGGGGCAAGGUUAGUCCUGGAAAGGGCUGUGGAUCUUGAUGUUGGAAUAAAUAGUGUUCAGGGAUAUGAAUUGAAACCGACCGAUAAUUUUGCUCUGAAAAUGCACAGUAACGCAGAUGGAGAUAAAAACUUUGAGAUGGUUUUACAGAAGCCUUUAGACAGAGAGAAACAAGAGCUGAUAUCUCUCGUGUUAACCGUUGUUGAUGGAGGAGAGCCACAGAUGUCAGGAACAAUGCAGAUUCUCGUUACAGUUUUAGACGCUAAUGAUAAUGCUCCAGUUUUUACACAGCAAACAUACAAAGCUACAGUCACUGAGAAUUCACCUGCAGGAACUGUUGUUACUACUGUGACAGCCUCAGAUGCAGAUCAAGGCUCUAACAGUAAAAUAACAUAUUCAAUCACGAAUGCAGCAGAUGAUGAAAGUAAAGUAUUUGAGAUUAAUUCGGAAAAUGGGGAAGUUGUACUAACUGGAAAAAUUGAUUUUGAAGAAUCAAGAAACUAUCAAAUAUAUUUGCUUGCUAGUGAUGAGGGAGGACUCACGGAUUCGUGCAAAUUAAUUGUCGAUGUGCAAGAUGUAAACGACAACAAACCAGAAAUUAACAUAAUGUCAAAGUCGACUGUGAUAUCAGAGGAUGCUAAACUCAAUACAAUCGUUACAAUGAUAAAUACUGAAGACAAAGACUCGGGGGAGAACGGAAAAGUGCAGUGUCUUGUGAACGAUAACGUACCUUUCAGUUUAAGAGCAUCAUCAAAUAAUUUUUAUAACUUACUGACAGACAGCGAUUUAGACAGAGAGAGGGCCUCUCAGUAUAAUAUCACUAUUACGUGCUCUGAUGAGGGACUGCCCUCCCUCACCAGCAGCGUCACAAUAACCUUACAAAUCUCAGAUGUGAAUGACAACGCGCCUGUCUUUGAGAGGACCUCAUAUGAGGCCUACAUUGUAGAAAACAACACACCAGGUCUCUCUAUAUUCACAGUGAAAGCCACAGACGCCGACUGGAACCAGAAUGCCCGCGUUUCUUACAUACUGGAGGACUCCUCCAUUAACGGAGUGCCAGUGUCCUCAUAUGUGUCCGUUAGUGCUGAUAGUGGAGUCAUCCAUGCAGUGCGCUCGUUUGACUAUGAGCAGAUCAAAGAUUUCCAGUUCCGCGUCAAAGCGCAGGACGGAGGCUCUCCUCCACUCAGCAGCAACGUGACUGUAAAAAUAAUUAUUCAAGACCAGAACGACAACCCACCUCAGGUUCUGUACCCAGUCCAGACUGGUGGCUCUCUGGUGGCUGAAAUGGUGCCUCGCUCAGCAGAUGUGGGCUAUCUGGUGACGAAAGUGGUGGCUGUUGAUGUGGACUCUGGACAGAACGCCUGGCUCUCCUAUAAACUGCAGAAAGCCACAGACAGGGUGCUGUUUGAAGUGGGCUUACAGAAUGGAGAAAUAAGAACUAUCCGCCAAAUCACCGAUAAAGAUGCUGUCAAACAAAGACUGACUGUUAUAGUGGAGGACAACGGGGAGCCCCCUCGUUCGGCUACAGUCAUUGUUAAUGUGGCGGUGGCGGACAGCUUCCCUGAAGUGCUGUCGGAGUUCACUGACUUCACGCAUGACAAGGAGUACAAUGACAACCUGACGUUUUACUUAGUCUUGGCUCUGGCUGUAGUUUCCUUCCUCUUCAUCACGUGUUUAGUGGUUAUUAUAUCAGUGAAAGUCUACAGGUGGAGACAGUCUCGCAUCCUGUAUCACUCCAGCCUCCCUGUGAUUCCAUAUUAUCCACCACGUUACUCAGACACUCUGGGGACUGGGACUCUCCCCCAUGUGUACAAUUACGAGGUGUGCAGGACGACUGACUCCAGAAAGAGUGACUGUAAGUUCGGCAGAGCUGGUAGUCAGAACGUGCUGAUAUUGGACCCCAGUUCUACAGGGACGAUGCAGCGGAUACAGAGUGAAAAGAGCAUCCUGGAUGAACCAGACUCUCCUCUAGAGGUCAGUCCUUGA